Rhineura floridana is the source of this 2995-nucleotide messenger RNA. RefSeq names its product leucine rich repeats and WD repeat domain containing 1 (gene LRWD1). NCBI's taxonomy places the organism in Eukaryota, Metazoa, Chordata, Lepidosauria, Squamata, Rhineuridae. Gene Ontology annotation, biological process: establishment of protein localization to chromatin; chromatin organization. Gene Ontology annotation, cellular component: nuclear origin of replication recognition complex. Gene Ontology annotation, molecular function: chromatin binding; protein binding. The transcript is spliced from 17 exons. The record is from RefSeq and is a predicted model, not a curated record. The coding region runs from base 398 to 2734 and encodes 778 amino acids.
CGCGCGUGGUACCUGCGGGGGCGGGGCGGCGGCCUCGCAAAGCAAGCAGCAGCGGAUCCCUUUGCACCCGCAGCCCCCGGGCCUGCCGCCGCCGCCGCCGCCGCCUCCCUCUCCGGCAGCCUCCAUCCCGCCCGACCCCGGUAGCUGUUGCCGCCACCUCUGCCGCCACUACUACUAGCGCGAGCGGGCGGGCCUCCCUCCGAGCUUCCGGUUCGCCCAGCUCUGGCGGCGGCAGGAAGGAGAAGGAGGAAACCACCCCGCGUCCGCCGCUUGAGUUACCUACUAUUGCCAUCUGGGUCUUCAGGGGAAGACGAAGAACCAAGAGCUCAUCAGUUUUGAAGUUUUCAGGAAGACAACAUAGACCUUUGACUUUGAAGAAAACCAGAAGAGACUAAAAAUGUCCAAAAUAACUACAGAACUCCUGUUGGAAAGAGCAGUGCCUAAAUCUACAAGGCUGCGAAAGAUCAAAACUCUGAACCUGUCCAGGUUGCAAAUAACAACUGAAGACUUGGAACCGCAGUUAUUUUCUCAUCUCCGCCACCUCCAAGAACUUGACCUCUCUGACAAUUUACUAGAGCGGCUCCCUGACAAUCUCAGUUUGCCAAACCUCCGCAUCCUAAACUGCGACAACAACCACCUGGAAGAUGUAACGGCUCUGCAGCAGUUUCCACAGUUAGAGGAGCUGACCUAUGUGAAUAAUGUAUACCUGACAUCCAGCGAUGACUAUAAGGUCAUGUUUCUUCUGCGAAAUCUCCGGCAACUGAAUGGAAAGGAUGUCACCAAGCUAGCCAAUCACGUGAGAGUUGUCAAUAGUCGAGAGCUGACCAAUAGGGUCACUGCUCACUGGGGGAAAAACUUCCGGAAUCAGCUACCUAAAACACUGUCCCCUGAGCAGUUGAAAUCAAUCAGGAAAAAAUUCAUCAGGUCUGCACAAGCCCACGUAGCAUAUGGACCCAGCUCGCUCAGCGACUUCACCCGAUGGCGGGUGAAAAUGAUUGCAGAGGAAUUCUUGACUUCGCUAUUAAAUCAGGAAGAUAAGGCUGCUCCUGGAGUGGAAGAAUCAGUGGAGGAGGAGGAGGAGGAGGAGGAAGAAGAAGAAGAAGAAGAGGAGGAAGAGGAAGAGGAAGAAGAAGAAGAAGAGGACGAAGCAAAGGAAGAAGAAAUUACAGAAGAUACUACAGAGAUUGAAAAUAAGGUUGCUGCUAAGGGCAUAGUGACCCCCAGCAAGAGGAAAGGGGUGCGUUCCAAAGGAGGAGGAGCGAGUAAGAGGUCCCGUUCCCAGAGUAGUUCCAAGGAGGAAGCCUCUCCCAGCCCCAAGAAGCCCAGCUGCUUGCAGGACGAGCGCAGCCCUGAUGGGGUGAGAGCCUCUCGCCCACAGGCCAAGGAGUCUCGGGACACUCAGGAUCCUGAAGGGGCCCAUCGGAAUGGAGGGCGGCUCCCGAAAGCGCAGAGCCACAGAAGGCCCAGUCAGCAGAAAGGGGAGCACAGGGAGGAAGAGGAGCGCGCCAGAGAUGUCUGUCGCACUCCAGUCAAGGACUUGGAAGGCGAGGAGACAAUCAGCCUGGAGCCUGUCCAUUUCCUACAGUGUCACAGUAAAGGCAACAACAGGGAUGACUUUAAGACCCAGUUAUGGGCCUGUGUCUUUGAGCCGCCGCUGGAUUGUGGGACGAGAAAAGAUCCUGUGGUGAGUUCAUCCAGAACAGCAGCUACCUGUGGUGGAGACUCAGUUUGUUUGGUUGACUGUGAGACUGGCAUUGUCUUGAAAAAGUACAAAGUGGCUGGGGAGGAAUUUUUCACUGUUGCGUGGACAACCCUGACAAUGGUGACUAGUGAUGGGAGAAAGAAAAGGCACAACGUCCUGGCAGCAGCAGGGAGACGAGGAAUUGUGAAAUUAAUUCAUGUGACUGCUGAUUACUGCUAUGGAGAGAUCAAGGCUCACAAGAAGCCCAUUGCUACUGCCUGCUUUAGCCCAACUUGCGAGACACAUCUUUUCACUGCAUCCUAUGACAAGAAAAUAUGCAUGUGGGACAUUGGUGUUCCGGACUGUGACUAUAAUUUCAAAGAAAGGCAGCUGAUGGUGCUGGAGACCAUUGCCACCCCCCUGCGAAUCGCCCUAGUGCCCUCUUGCCCAGACCGGUACUUGGUGGCUGGCUGUGAGCAAGGUUGCUUCGCUUGGGAUAUCAGACUGGAUGACAAGCAGCAGAAAAACAGAGCUUUUGAAGUGGAAUUUCAGUUCCCAGAUAAUGGGGGGAAUGAGACAUCUUCCCAUCGAGUAGAUGGCCUGGCCUUUUUGAAUGAAGACAUUGUGGUAACCAAGAGUUCAAAGACUGGAUCCAUAAACCUCUGGAGCUGGAGCCGCUCUUUCAAGCAGGGGAAGGGGGGUCAGAGGACGGUGCAGGCUGUCGUUCUGGCUGAAUUAGAGUGGUCUUCAACAGAUCUGUCUUACCUCACCCUCAGCACAUGUCCAACAGAAGAGUAUGUGUUCUGCGGUGAUGAGAAAGGCAGCGUCUGGAUGUAUGACCUCAGCAACCAUUUGUCUGCCCUGAGUGCCACCAAGGAAGAUUCUUCAGUCACGAGAAUAGGCCCUUCACAGGUUCUGAAGUGGCCAGAAUUGAAGGCAAACGGAGAGCUGCUGACAGACGUCCUGGUGAACAACGUAGUCACGGACCCCACCUUCACUUACCUGGUGGCUCUGACUGACGUAAACAUUGCCGCAAUAUGGAAGAAAGCCUAGCUGUGCUGGCUCGGCCCCACACCAGGAGCCACAUUUUUUCCCAUCCGCAUUUCAGUAGUGCAGUAUUUGUGACCGUUCUGAAAAUAAUCAGGGUGGGGGCGGGGCGGGGAUUUAAGUUCAUGUGAACGAAUGCAAGAAAUUCAACUAAAGGGUUGGCUAGAACCCUGUGCUGUUAUUGCCAAUACCCACUCCUGUUAACUGUGACUUUGCUUUAUUGGUGUUUUAAGUGUAUUUGUUUUAUAGAAAGACAGUAUUUAAUAA